AUGUAAUUAUCACACAUCAUUUGGUUGUUUUUCGGAGUCCUAUUGGCUUACAACUUGAAGUUGUACAUGGACUCCAAAGUUCAAUACGAUAUCAAGAUAGAUGGAAAUUCAAUUUCAAUAAAUUUGUAAGGGAAGUCGAUUGGGAAUAGUGGAUUGGAAGUGGCUUGCAAAUAAUUCCAAGAUUUUGUCAAUGUGACUAAAUUGGAAGCCAAUUUCAAUUUGAAUGGACUCACAAAUGUUCAGACUCUUUUGUUAACUAUAAGUCGAUUCAAGAGAUUAUAAGAAUUGAAUUUGCAAAUAGGAAAUAAUCCAAUUGGUAAUUCAACAGCUUCGAAUCUUUAGGCUCUUUUGAUUCAAUUGUAAAAUUUGGAGUCCCUCUCAUUAGGAUUAGAUACCCUAUUCACACACCAAGGAAGGUCACAAAUAAUCAAGAGUAUUUCAGAAAUGAAGAAAAUUCACACACUCCAAAUCUCACUCAUCAAUACAGAUUUAGGUGGUAAUUAAAUCGACAUGUUGCUGCCAAUUGCUGAAAUGAGAUAAUUAAAAUCCUUAGAAUUGAUACUGAUGGGCAGCAAUCUAACAGCGCCAUCCACUAAAUCCUUAUAGACAUUAUUGUACAAGCUGCCAAAAUUAGAACAUCUAGUUCUAAAUCUCUAUGGUAAUAGAAUCUUGGUUGACGGGGUUGAUGAUCUAAGUGCUGGUCUGUACCAUUAAAAACAGGUUAAGAGUUUAGAAUUAGAAUUGUACUUCAAUAAUAUAACUUCAAAUGGAACAGAAACCUUGAUGAGUGUGACUGGAUAGAUGACUAAUCUUACAAAAUUACAUCUUGGUUUAGAGUUCAAUUACGUUGAGGAAGAGGGAGCUAAACAUAUUGCCAAGGCUUUGGGAAAUCUUUAGCACCUCAAUGACUUAUCAAUUAAUUUGGCAUCUAAGAACUUUGGAUACUUGGGAUAUGAGGCUGUGUUAUAAGCAAUUGAAAAAUUGCCCAUUUUGGACUCAUUGCAAUUAAUCAUUGGAAUUAAUAAAUGUGGUACCAGAGGUGCUGACUUAUUAAAAAAGGUGUUGUUUAAGCAGAAUAAAUUGAAAACUUUGGUUUUGGAUUAUACUGAAAAUUACAUUGGAGAUGCAGGUGCUUCAUUUAUUGGAGAGGGUUUGACCUACCAGAAGGCUCUUGAAUAUUUAAAAGUGACUCUAAAUUUUAAUUCUAUUUCUGAUAGAGGAGCUAUCGAUGUGGCCAAAUCAAUUCAUUCUCUUAAACAUCAACCAAAAUACAUAGAUUUGAGAUUAAGUUAGAACAAGAUCUCUGACAUAGGAUCUAAGGAAGUUCUUCGCUACUUAUCUAAUGUAACAAAAGCUGUAGAUUUCUUGGAAUUAGAAUUGUUAGGUACAGCUUUAACCAAUGCAACAAGGGAUGAUCUUGUUGAGACUUACAAAAAUUUGAAAAACUUUAAUUUUAUUGUAGAUACAGCACCUCCAAGUUAUUGGGAUGAAUAAUGAGUAUUUAUAGGCUAAUUAUAAUAAGUUUUAUU
Paramecium tetraurelia is the source of this 1529-nucleotide messenger RNA. RefSeq lists its product as uncharacterized. The record is from RefSeq and is a predicted model, not a curated record. Gene Ontology annotation, cellular component: nucleus; perinuclear region of cytoplasm; cytosol. Lineage: Eukaryota; Ciliophora; Oligohymenophorea; Peniculida; Parameciidae. Gene Ontology annotation, molecular function: small GTPase binding; GTPase activator activity. Gene Ontology annotation, biological process: nucleocytoplasmic transport; activation of GTPase activity. The transcript is spliced from 2 exons.